Molecule: messenger RNA, 1687 nt
Organism: Chinchilla lanigera (long-tailed chinchilla)
Lineage: Eukaryota; Metazoa; Chordata; Mammalia; Rodentia; Chinchillidae
Product: leukotriene-B4 omega-hydroxylase 3-like
Exons: 13
Coding region: 37-1608 (523 amino acids)
Molecular function (GO): heme binding; monooxygenase activity; iron ion binding
Source: RefSeq, a predicted model, not a curated record
AACAAGUACCUCCGGAAAGAAGGUGAUCGACUAGGGAUGACGCAGCUGAGCCUGCCCUGGCUGGGACUGGGGCCAGUUGCAGCCUCCCCUUGGUUGAUUGGGCUUCUGGUUGGGGCUUCUUGGCUCUUGGCCCGAAUUCUGACCCGGAUCUACGCCUUCUAUGAAAACUCUCGUCGCCUUCAAUGUUUCCCUCAGCCCCCCAAAAGGAACUGGAUCCUGGGCCACCUGGGCAUGAUCCCUCCCACAGAACAGGGCUUGAAGGAAGUGGCUAAGCUGGUGGACACCUACUCCCAGGGCUUUAUAAGCUGGUUGGGUCCCAUCAUUCCACUCAUCACUUUGUGUCACCCUGACAUCAUCCGAACUGUCCUGAAUGCCUCAGCUGCUGUUGCCAUCAAGGACAUGGUCUUCUAUGGCUUCCUGAGACCCUGGCUGGGGGAUGGGCUCUUGCUGAGUGCUGGUGACAAGUGGAGCAGCCACCGUCGCAUGCUGACACCCGCCUUCCAUUUCAACAUCCUGAAGCCCUAUGUGAAGAUUUUCACUGAAAGCACGAAUAUCAUGCAUGCCAAGUGGCAGCGCCUGGUCUCCCAGGGCAGCGCCCGUCUGGACAUGUUUGAGCACAUCAGCUUGAUGACCCUGGACAGUCUGCAGAAAUGUGUGUUCAGCUUUGAGAGCAACUGUCAGGAGAAGCCCAGUGAAUAUAUUGAAGCCAUCUUGCAACUCAGUGCCCUCGUGACCAAAAGGCAUCAGCAGCUCUUUCUGCACAUGGACUUCCUGUACCACCUCACCUGUGAUGGGCAGCGCUUCCGUAAGGCCUGCCGCCUGGUGCAUGACUUCACAGAUGCUGUCAUCCAGGAGCGGCGUCGCACUCUCAGUAACCAGGGAAUUGACGACUUCCUAAAGGCCAAGGCCAAGGCCAAAACUUUGGACUUCAUUGAUGUGCUCCUGAUGAGCAAGGACAAAGAUGGAAAGGAGCUGUCAGAUGAGGACAUACGAGCAGAGGCUGACACCUUCAUGUUUGGAGGCCAUGACACCACGGCCAGUGGUCUCUCCUGGGUCCUGUACAACCUGGCGAAGCAUCCAGAAUACCAGGAGCGCUGCCGGCAGGAAGUGCAAGAGGUCCUGAGGGGCCGUGAGCCUGAAGAGAUUGAAUGGGACGACCUGGCCCAGCUGCCCUUCCUGACCAUGUGCAUCAAGGAGAGUCUGAGGCUGCACCCCCCAGUCACAGUCGUCUCCCGCUGCUGCACCCAAGACAUUGUGCUCCCCGAUGGUCGGAUCAUUCCCAAAGGUGUUAUCUGCCUCAUCAGCAUUUUUGGUACCCAUCACAACCCAGCUGUGUGGCCGGACCCUGAGGUCUAUGACCCCUUCCGCUUUGAUCCAGAAAACAGCAAGGACAGGUCACCUCUGGCUUUUAUCCCCUUCUCCGCGGGGCCCAGGAACUGCAUCGGGCAGAACUUCGCCAUGACCGAGAUGAAGGUGGUGCUGGCGCUGACUCUGCUGCGCUUCCGCGUCCUGCCCGACGCCGCCGAGCCGCGCAGGAAGCCGGAGCUGAUCCUGCGCGCAGAGGGCGGGCUGUGGCUGCGGCUGGAGCCGCUGAGCACAGACGCUUAAGGGGUCCCAAGGGCUGGCCUGGAACCCUGCUGACCCCACCCUCCUGCCCAGACUCGAAUAAAUUGUGCUGUCACCUGUG